Molecule: messenger RNA, 1662 nt
Organism: Diabrotica balteata
Lineage: Eukaryota; Metazoa; Arthropoda; Insecta; Coleoptera; Chrysomelidae
Source: the annotation of a GenBank genome assembly
CGCAAAUAUCUAACCCUAACCUAAAAUCCAAAAUGUAUAAAUCAUAAACAUAACAUUUUUUUCUAAAACUGUGCUGUGAUAUUAAAUUAAACUAUGUGUGUAUUGCUUUCAUUAUCAUCGUUGUCCUUAAAAAACGGUCUUAGAAGCUUCUGCAACCAAGCUACAAGAUUAGGUAAAGAUGUUAAUAAAUGCACCAAGAAAGUACUGGGACAACCAACUUAUGAUACCCAUCCACAUAUUAUGAAUGAAGGAGAAGUAACUCCAAUGAUCACCAAAUAUGAGUACCAAACUAGAAGAUCUAAGUUUAUAGAUUCUCUAACAAAGUUUUCAGUAAAUAAUAGUUUAAAAACAAAGAAUCACAUGGUGAUUAUACCAGCUGCUUCAAAACAGUACAUGUCUGAUAAAAUACCAUAUGUCUUCCGCCAAAAUACAGAAUUCCUCUAUUUGACUGGCUGCUUGGAACCUGACUGUUGUUUAGUAAUAACUAUUGAUGAAAGAGGAAAGUAUUCCACGGUACUAUUUACCAGGGACAAAGAUGAUCAUGCAGAACUCUGGGAUGGGCCUAGAACACAUCCAGAAGAUGCUACUAAUUUUUUUGGUGUCAGUGAAAGUCUAUCCAUUAGUGAGUUUGAAAAGUAUAUAUAUUCUUACCAGAAAUCUCAGAAACAGCUAAAUUUAUGGUAUGAUUUUCUAACACCAGUACAGAAAAAUAUUCAUUCUUCUAUAAAAAAUUUCAUGCAAGAUACAAGUAAUAAACAGUGGGAAAAUCCGAAACCACUUCUACAAAAAUUGAGGUUGUUUAAGAGUCCUGUAGAAAUAGCUUUGAUGCAGAAGGCAUGUGACAUCACAGCAAUUGCUUUUAUGGACACAAUAUCAGUUUCAAGACCAGGUAUUGGUGAAAAUCAACUGUUUGCAAAAUUUGACUAUGAAUGCCGUACCAGGGGAGCCGAUUAUCUAGCUUACCCUCCAGUUAUAGCUGGAGGAAAUAGAGCUACAACUAUUCACUAUAUCAAUAACAAUCAAAUAGUAGAUCCGGGUGAGAUGGUACUUAUGGAUGGAGGUUGUGAAUAUCAUGGAUACUCUAGUGACGUUACAAGAACUUGGCCAAUUAGUGGAAAAUUUUCAAAAGAACAGCGUCAGAUAUACGAAGUAGUUUAUGACGUAAAUAACGAACUAAUAGCAAUGUGCAAUAAGUUUCCAUCUCUCGAUGCAUUGUUUGAAAGUAUGUGUUAUUUAUUGGGAAAACGAUUACAGGAAGUGGGAUUAUUAGGAGCUCAGCCAUCAGAUUCGUUUUUGAUGAAAGCAGCGUACCAAUUGUGUCCUCAUCACGUCUCCCAUUAUUUAGGAAUGGAUAUUCAUGAUACUCCUACAGUAACGAGAAAUGUUCAAAUCGAGCCUGGUAUGAUCAUUACGAUAGAACCAGGAAUUUACGUAAAUGAAAAUAACAAAUUGCUGCCAAAAAAGUACAGGGGUAUUGGUGUAAGGAUAGAAGAUGACAUUUUAAUCACAGAGAACGGUCCUGUUGUAUUAAGCCGAAAAUGUCCGAAGCAUAUAGAUGAAAUAGAAAGGCUAGCAAGCGAAAACCAAUGAAUUUUUGUAAUGUUUUAUGAUUUUUGUAAUUGUAUAUAUUUGUACUUUGUGGAAAUAUAUUUUUGUUGAUUU